Molecule: messenger RNA, 1494 nt
Organism: Triticum turgidum subsp. durum (durum wheat)
Lineage: Eukaryota; Viridiplantae; Streptophyta; Magnoliopsida; Poales; Poaceae
Source: the annotation of a GenBank genome assembly
AUGGCCUUGCCGGCUAUCCCCGACGAGCUCCUGGUAGAAAUCCUCCUCCGCCUUCCCACCCCAGAGGACCUCAUCCGCGCCUCCGCCGCCUGCGUCUCCUUCCGCCGCCUCGUCGCCGACCGCGCCUUCCUCCGGCGCUUCCGCAAGCUCCACCCCGCGCCCCUCCUCGGCUUCCUCGACUACAAAGGAUUCCACCCCGCCGUACCGCCUCACCCCUCCGCGCCGGCAGCCAGCGCCGUCGCAAGGGCCGCAGACUUCGACUUCACCUUCCUCCCGCCCCCCUACUGGGGCUGGACCGUGCGGGAAGUCCGCGACGGCCGCGUCCUCCUCGACAGACCCUGCCGUCACGACGAGCUCGGACCCCUCUUCAAGGAGAUGGUGGUGUGCGACCCCCUGCACCGGCGGUACCUCCUGCUCCCCCCAAUCCCCGAUGACCUAGCCGCUCCGGCUGUGUGCCAAAUCCUGAUAGAAAGGGAUUGCUUCGCCGACUGCUUCCUCGCCCCUUCCGGCGACGAGGAGGAGGCAGAAGCUAUGGAGGAGGAGACUUCAUUCAGAGUUUUCUGGCUGGUGCUGCUCCAAACUACACGGGUGGUCCUUGCCUUCUCUUCCUCCACAGGGCAAUGGCGAGCCAUUACAUCCCUGACUUGCAGCUUACCUGGCUUUGUCUUGUCUACAUGGACGCUUUUGUCCGUGUCGCGCCAUUACGCGCAUGGCUGCUUCUACUGGAUUUCAGGUUUGAGUGAAAAGUUGCUCGUGCUUGACAUCCGGAGGAUGGAGUUCUCCAUGCCUGACCACCCACCAUGUGUCAGAGUUUUGAGGGGUGAUGUAGCCAUCGUGGAGGCAGGCCAAGGCGUGACUGUGAUGUUUGUUCCUAAACCUGACACAUCUCGGCGUGUUUAUACUGUUUGGCGAAACAAUGGUUGGAGUUCCACCCAGUGGCAGAUGGAGAAUGAGGCAUUUUCGCUGGAUUCUGGGUCCUUUAUGAUAGGUGCAGUGGGGAGGCACUUGCUCCUACAUUAUGGCAUGAUCUCAUCGGUCAAGACAGGUUGUUACACGCAGGAUGUCAACACACUCCAGCUUGAGAGGGUGUGUGAUUCAUGUCCCCACCAGUCAGAAGCAUAUUGCAACUUCCCACCAUCGUUAUUAUCAUCACCGACAGUGUCAAGUGUUCCACGCCACGCUUACCACCCAGGAGUGGAUGACGCUGUGUCGGCACCAGAACCACGACAAUCUGACCCUGGAGGCGUGGAAGGACCUACCGGUGAAGAACCGACGGACCUCACCAGGGAACUGCCGUGCAAGCGCCGUCGUCGCAGCGGCCGCUCGGGUUCCAGAACCCGUGUAGGCGGGUCGCAAUGGACGGGGAGAAGGAGGCUGAGGCUUGACCCGUGGUGGAUGAGGGCCUGGGGGCGGAUGAGGGGCCAGAUCAAGCUGCUGUCCAGGACUGCUGCGGUCAAGACCUUGGGUGGGAGGGGCUUGCCUAGGAUGUGCUAG